AUGGUGCAAGAUCAAGGUGAAAAAGAAAACCCCAUGCGGGAACUGCACAUCCAAAAGCUCUGCCUCAACAAAUGUGUUGGAGAUAGUGGUGAUGGCCUGACCCGGGCUGCUAAAGUGUUGGAGCAGCUCACAAUCCAUACCCCAGUGUUCUCCAAAGCUUGCUAUACUGUCAAAUCUUUUGGAAUCAGGAGAAACGAGAAGAUCGCAGUUCACUGUACAGUCCGUGGAGCCAAAGCUGAAGAGUUUCUGGAGAAGGGGCUAAAGGUGCAAGAAUAUGAGUUAAGGAAAAAUAACUUUUUAGACACGGGCAACUUUGGCUUUGGGAUCCAAGAGCAUAUCGACCUGGGGAUUAAAUAUGACCCAAGCAUUGGCAUCUACGGCUUGGACUUCUAUGUAGUGCUGGGCAGGCCUGGCUUCAGCGUUGCAGACAAAAAGCAGAGGACAGGCUGCAUCGGGGCCAAACACAGAAUUGGCAAAGAGGAAGCCAUGCGCUGGUUCCAGCAGAAGUCCGAUGGCAUCAUCCUUUCUGGCAAAUAA
Dromiciops gliroides (monito del monte) is the source of this 537-nucleotide messenger RNA. RefSeq names its product 60S ribosomal protein L11-like. Gene Ontology annotation, molecular function: structural constituent of ribosome; RNA binding. The transcript has a single exon. Bases 1 to 537 code for a protein of 178 amino acids. The record is from RefSeq and is a predicted model, not a curated record. Gene Ontology annotation, cellular component: cytosolic large ribosomal subunit; ribosome. Gene Ontology annotation, biological process: translation. Lineage: Eukaryota; Metazoa; Chordata; Mammalia; Microbiotheria; Microbiotheriidae.